GCGGCGUGACGCCGAGGUGAGGGCUGCUUGGAGCAGAGGGGUGCCAGCCAAGAUGCAGCUCCUCGUCAGAUGGAACGGGAGGAUUUGCCUGGCUGUGUGUUUAAUCCUCUUUGUGGGAUGCACAGCGCAAGGUGCUCCGGCGCAGAGGGCGAGGUACAAGCGGGUGAGGUGCCGGCCCUACCCCUGGUCUGCCAACUGCAUCGAGGAGCAGGGGCCCUGGUUCCACAUGCCCUCUGGUGGGGCCAACAGGAUCCUUCCUCCCGGGGCUGACCCCUUCCUGAUGAAGAGGCACCAGGAGCUGGGUGACAUAUUCCCUCUCUCCAGUGAGGACGCCGGCUCUGGCUCCAGCACCGUGGCGGAGGCAGAGCCAGCCUCUGGCUCGGGGCUGGGUGACAGUGACAGCUUCCCUGCCCUCCUGGAGAGCCUGCGGGGCAGCGAGCUGCAGGAGAAGCUGUCGGAGGAGGAUUUGCUCCUGUAGGGCCGGGGAUGCCCCUCAUGCGCCGCUGCCUCGCCCCUUCCCCGCAGCCUGACCCGACAGCCACGACGCGGUUUUGAACCAGCACCAAUAAAAACUCUGCCUUAAGAUCUUUACUGCUUUCGCUUACUAAAA
Messenger RNA from Melospiza georgiana, 610 nucleotides. It is a transcript of the gene SRGN, whose product is annotated as serglycin. Bases 53 to 478 code for a protein of 141 amino acids. NCBI's taxonomy places the organism in Eukaryota, Metazoa, Chordata, Aves, Passeriformes, Passerellidae. The record is from RefSeq and is a predicted model, not a curated record. The transcript is spliced from 3 exons.